UUGACAAUAUUAACAAGACUGAACAGAUCUGCCCUUAUGGAUCUGGCACAUUGCCACCGAUACCUCAUCUAUAUAUUGUUUUCGGUAUCCAGGCCAAUACAGAUAUUAAUAUCAGAUCGGUUCAUCUCUAGAAUCUAGCCUGUGUCUUUUUUAUGCGUCUGUUAGAAAUAAAGUGUACACACUUCCCUCUUCCUCCGCCACGUCCGUCGGCUUUAUCUCCCCGUCCAAACAGCCGCCGUUCAUCUUUCAGUGUGUCUCUCUGAUGAAGGCCUGCUCCUCUUCCUCCUCUAGUGGCUGAGCUCCACGUUUUGAGCUAAGCUGUUACUCUGCUUUAAACUCCAGACGGUGUUAAAAUGUCACCACACAUGUAAUUGAGCAUUGGUGGCUGUGGCCUUUUCACUGCUUCUGUGUCUUUUUCUUUUCUUUUUUCCUCGUCACGAUUCCUUCAUCAUCGCUGUGUGUUCCCCACACACACACACACACACACAGCUUGCCAGGAAUCUCCCCCCACGGACCAUCGGUUACCCCUGGACGCUGGCGUUUGGCACGUCAAAGCACGGCAUGAGCAUUAAGACGCUGUACAGAGCCAUGCAGGGCCAGGACACGCCGGUCCUGCUGGUCAUUAAGGACAGCGACGGUCAGGUAUUUGGUGCACUUGCAUCUGAACCCUUUAAAGUCAGCGAUGGCUUUUACGGCACAGGAGAGACCUUCCUCUUUACCUUCAAUCCAGAGUUUGAGGUAUACAAAUGGACAGGUGACAACAUGUUCUUCAUUAAAGGAGACAUGGACUCUUUGGCUUUUGGUGGAGGAAGCGGUGAGUUCGGCCUGUGGCUGGACGGAGACCUGUACCACGGCCGGAGCCACUCCUGUAAAACCUUUGGGAACCCAAUGCUCUCCAAGAAGGAGGACUUCUAUGUGCAGGACAUCGAGGUGUGGGCUUUUGAAUAACAAACCUGCUGCAACACAGGGAAAAAAACAAGUCCUACACACAGGACCAAACCCAGGGAGCGGUCCUCCUUCAGAACAGUGGCAACAUCCCAAACCUAACUGCACACCACCAGGUGCUCCCCUGUCUGGAGGCCAGAUACUGGAUGCUUGUUGUGCGUUAACUACUGCAGUUAUUAAGGAGCUUUGUUUUAUUUUCUUUUGUUUUUCUUUGUGAAAAAUAAACCUGUGUGUGUAUCUUAUUGCAGCCCUGUGCGGCGUCUUUGCAGAGUAGGGAGAGUACGAGGAGAAAUGCAAGGGAAGCAGGGUAGGGACCGCGCGGUCACUAAGGCCAACUGGACUUCCUGAGGCUGAGGUUUGGGACUGCUGCAAGAAAGGAAAGCUGCCCCACCUGGUGCAAAUAGUGCAUCAGAACUCUGAAGAACCUCAAGGAAUCCCCCCUCUCCCACAUCACCACACCACCACCACCAACUUCUGGGAUCCCAGCUAGAACUCCAACUCACUGUGCUGUCGGCCGUUACGGAGAGAGACUCAGUCGGAGGAAACCGAACACAUUCCAUUUCUCUUGAUCGUGGAGUGUCAAAAGUGGUGAUUUGUGGUGAACUUACAAAAAAAAAAAAAAAA
This is a messenger RNA of Xiphophorus couchianus (Monterrey platyfish), 1569 nucleotides long. RefSeq names its product oxidation resistance protein 1-like. Lineage: Eukaryota; Metazoa; Chordata; Actinopteri; Cyprinodontiformes; Poeciliidae. Gene Ontology annotation, cellular component: nucleus. The transcript has 4 exons. The record is from RefSeq and is a predicted model, not a curated record. Gene Ontology annotation, biological process: response to oxidative stress. The coding region runs from base 562 to 948 and encodes 128 amino acids.